CUCUCUCCUUAUGGACGUUUAGGAUACACUGAGCUCCUCUCCUCUCUCCUUAUGGACGUUUAGGAUACACUGAGCUCCUCUCUCCUCUCUCCUUAUGGACGCUGAGGAUACACUGAGCUCCUCUCUCCUUAUGGAUGAAUCUUCAUCUCCCUCACACAUUAACUCUGCUUCCUCGCUUGAGUCCUUGUAACUUCACGCCUCAGAGGGUCCAUUGGACCUGGUGUGGUCCUGACUCCAGCGUCUGGUCUGGCCCCGCCUCCUUUCCCAAUGGCCCCGCCUCCUUCUCUGUGCCUCCUGCCUCUAUGGCCCUGGCUAAUUUCUGUCAUAUUCGUUGAAUGUUUAUGCAACUCUGUUCAUCUGGUCACAUGACAUCUAUUGUUCAACAGAUGUGAGGUCAAAGGUCAUAGAUGUCUAUGUGUACAGAUUGUAAAGCCCUCUGAGGGGAGGUUGUAACUUGUGAAUUGGGGCUAUAUAAAAUAAACUGAAUGGUACACAUUGGUCCCAAUUGCCUUGAGGCUGGAUCACCUGUACAGCUCCCUCAGUGUCACCUGAGCGAGGUGUGUGUGUGUGACAGGUAUGUGGGCGGGGCAUCGAGGCCUUCGACCUUCAGCAAAAAGAUAAGAUAAGCUCGUUUUGAAAAUGUUACCAGUUAAUUUGUAAUCUGUGAAGGUUUGUUUGAAACAUGAUCCUGAUGACAUCAUCGACUUCACUGAUUUCACACACAGAGGGAAUCCAGUAGAUUUGAAGAUUACAAAUUAUGAUUAUCUUUUUAAAGUUUUCUUCAUUCUAUUAUUGUUUGUGGGUUUUUCCAGAUUUACUCAUGUCAUUAUUUUUAAUAAUGCAUUCAUUCCGUAUUCACUGUUUGGGUUCAUUUUGUCUGCAGAACUGUAAUUAAAAGACGGCUCACAUUGUAUUUAUUUUGCUUCUCCAGGGUUCAAAGACUCUUCAUCGGUUAUAUGAACUGUACAAGAUAACAAUGUUGAACUUGUAUUUAUAGUAACCUUUUACACAAACCCCUGGAAUAUAUAUACUAGUUUUUAAACAUAGACAAAAAGCAAAAAUACAAACAAACAACACAUUUAUAUAUCUUCCCGUUGCCGAUUAAAACCAACCGGAACCCGGAGUCGAGCAUCCGGGAAGACUUUGAAUGCGGCACCGAGGUCCUGAUUCACUUCCGUAAACAAGCGGUUCACUUCCUGUUGUGAACACACGCGCCACCACAGGGAGCGCGUCGUCGAGCAGCGGCACAACUCUUCUAAAGCGACUCAUCUCGUCCGGAAACAUUAACCCGGUAACUAUGAGCCCGGCCCCCCGGUGCCACCUCAGCGGGCCGUCCGGGCGGAACCACGGCUAGCGGCCACACCGCGUUCCUCUUCGCUCGCGCGCGGUGAAAACAUGGAGCUCGACCGCCGGGACUUCCUGAACUCUCCCUCCGCGAAGACGGUCCGGUUCGGCGGCACCGUCGUGGAGACGUUAGCGAAACACAAACGGGGAGACUCGCGGGACUACGAGCUGCUGAAGCACCAGCUGGCCGACCCCGACAUCAAGGACGCUCAGAUCAUCAACUGGCUGCAGGAGUUCCGGAGCUGUGUGACCCAGCUGACCAAGGACCACGAGCAGCUCAUCUACACCAUCCUGAGGCUCCCGUGGGUGGGCCGCAGCCCGGCCGUGGUGGAGGAGUACAUGGUCUUCCUCAGUAACCUGGUCUCGGCUCAGACCGUCUACCUGUGUGCCUGCCUCAAGAUGGUGGUCUCCCACUUCACCCCCAAGAGAGUGACGGUCUGCGAGGGAGGGGUGGACAUCUCCGAUUCAGAUGAUGAAGAUGAAAACCUUCCCACAAACUUCAACCAGUGUCACCAGGCGCUGCAGCUCAUCACCAGAUAUGUUCCAUCCACCAGCCGCUUCCUGAUGCCGAUCCUCACCGAUCACUUCCCCUUCGUGCAGAAGUCCUCCACCACGCUGGAGUGCUACGCCCACAACCUCCUCCGGGUGGCCGUGUACAUCCCAUCGAUACGCAGAGACGUGCUGGAGCUGAUCAUUGGGAAGAUGCUCAAGCUGGAUGUGAGUGCAGCCCGCUCUGACAUAGAGGAAUCAGAGGAAGCAGCUCAGCGAGUCGAGGAGACAACUGAGGAAGGACUCUUUGACAUGGACGAGGACCUGCCGGCGGCCGGCCCCUCCCGGGCGACCAUGGCUCACCCGGUGGCCGACAGGCUGGACACCCUCAUGGCGGUGAUGAUGGCCUACAUCACGGACGCCUGCCAUGUGGACGGCUCUCUCCAGGUGGACCGGACUAAGGAUCUGUUCAGAGACCUGCUGAGUGUGUUCGAUAAGCUCAUCCUGCCCACACACGCGUCGGCCCACGUCCAGUACACCUUGUUCUACCUGUGCAGCUUCAGAGUGGCUCUGGCCGAGGCCUUCUUGGACCACCUGUGGAAGAUCCUGCAGAGUCCGGCUCAGCCCGCGGUGCUCCGCCAGGCUGCUGCCGGGUACCUGGGCAGCUUCCUGGCCCGGGCCAAGUUCAUCCCUAUGGCCACGGUGCGGGCCUGUCUGGACCUGCUGCUCUCCUGGAUCCACGGGUACAUCGACAGCCAGGACGGCAGUGGCCGUGCGGCCUGCUGCGACAUCAGCCUGCACGGCCCGUUCUACAGCGCCUGCCAGGCCGUGUUCUACACGCUGGUGUUCAGGCACAAGGCCAUGCUGGAGAGCAACAUGAAGAAAGGUCUGGAGUACCUGCAGAGCCUGAAUCUGGAGCGGGUGGUGAUGUGUCAGAUGAACCCUCUGAAGGUCUGCCUGCCUGCAGUCACCAGCAUGUUCGCUGCCAUCACCAGGACGUACCAGGUGGUGUUCUGCUACUCCGUCAUAGAGAGGAACAACCGCCACGUGCUGCCGGUGGUGCGCAGCUCUGCAGGAGGAGACGGCGUGACCACCAACACCAACCCGCUGGACAGCUUCUUCCCCUUCGACCCCUACCUGCUCAAGAGGUCUGUUCAGCUCAUUGAGCCGCUCUACCGGGUCUGGGAGGAACUAGCAGACACCGAGCUGCUUCCCCCCAAAGCAGGACCCCAGGGCUCCAGAGAGGACGAGGACGACUUCCUGUGUGGGGAGGCGCCCCAGGCAGAGGGCAUUGUGGGUAUGACGCCCAGCUCCUACGAGUCCAGCCUGCACAGCCCCAGCUCGGUGGGCUCGCCCCCCCUCAGCUUCCAGAGGCCCUGACCGCCACAGGGACUUGAGUUCUGGAGAACUCUCCAUGGUUCCUGUCCGGGAGCUCGAGGUCCAGUUUGAUAUCACACGUCACUAAACACCGGCACCACACUGCAGAACCUCCCAGAACCAGUGGAGCAACAAGGAACGAGGAAUAUGAAUAUGGCCUCCAUCACAACAUGCAGAAUCUACACGAGGAGAAGGAGAAACGGAGAAGGUCCGAAGCUCAGGCGGUGGGACAGGGAGGUGGUUCUGAUGGUUCUGAUACUCCACAUGUACACUGAACUCAAACUCAAAGUAGCACUUGACCUUUAAAUACAUGUUGUUAGCAUAAAGUACUGUCGCAGGAUGAUGACAUCAUCGUGUUCUCCAUCAGCUGCAUCCACCAGAGGAGGAGGAGGAGCUUCUGUCCCCAGGUCAAAGGUCAACGAUGUAGAAGUCCAAUAGAACGGAGAUGUUUCUUAUUUAACAGAGUUUUAUCUGCUUCGCUGAAGCUCCUCAUGUUUUACAUGACAGAUGGGACAGUUUAGAGUUCAUAAAGUGAGUUUUUGUUCACUAAUCUAUCAGUUUUUAGUGCGUUAGGCGUUUUGUAUUCGUGGAUCAUGUUUACUCUGAUGUCACAGACUUCUCUAGAUUAAAGAGUUUCUUCCUCCUC
This is a messenger RNA of Pseudoliparis swirei, 3856 nucleotides long. It is a transcript of the gene rrn3, whose product is annotated as RRN3 homolog, RNA polymerase I transcription factor. Gene Ontology annotation, molecular function: RNA polymerase I core binding; RNA polymerase I general transcription initiation factor activity. Gene Ontology annotation, biological process: transcription initiation at RNA polymerase I promoter. Lineage: Eukaryota; Metazoa; Chordata; Actinopteri; Perciformes; Liparidae. The transcript is spliced from 17 exons. Gene Ontology annotation, cellular component: nucleus. The record is from RefSeq and is a predicted model, not a curated record. The coding region runs from base 1396 to 3213 and encodes 605 amino acids.